This is a messenger RNA of Salmo salar (Atlantic salmon), 4992 nucleotides long. Lineage: Eukaryota; Metazoa; Chordata; Actinopteri; Salmoniformes; Salmonidae. The record is from RefSeq and is a predicted model, not a curated record.
CCCCCCACUGUAUACUCAAUGGCGUACCUGUUUAAAUAAUAUAAAUAUACUACGCCAUCUUUCUCCAAGUCAACUAUGUAUCCUUUGUGUAUCCUACAUGUUUAUGAUGGCAAUUCUAGCCUUUUGUGGUUGUGGCAUAGGACUACAAUACUGAUACCGAAUUGAGACUGUUCUGAGGGCAAAAGGGGGUGCAACUCAAUAUUAGGAAGGUGUUCUGAGGGCAAAAGGGGGUGCAACUCAAUAUAAGGAAUGUGUUCAGUGUAUAUUGUUCUUUCUCUGCCUCUGGCUCUCUCAGGGGAAGGGGACUGAUUUUGUAAUAUCAUGGAUCAGACUCCUCAGUCACUCAUUCCAGCCCAGGACUCUGGUCCACUGUCCUCCAUUACGGCUCAGCCUGCCCCUCCACAGUCCUCCAUUACGGCUCAGCCUGCCCCAACACAGUCCUCCAUUAUGGCUCAGGGUGGUUCUGUUGUCGCUGCACCCCAGCUUGUUGGCUGCAAUGUCGGAGGUUCAGUUUAUCAAAACAUCAGUGUUACUAUCCCUUCACAUGGUGCUGAUGAAGAGCUGCCAAAAGUCAAGGACAAACACAAGUCCAACAUGAAGAAGAAGUUUGGGAGCAUCUUUGAGGGGCUUGGAAAAUGGGGAAACCCAACAUUGCUUGACAAGAUCUACACAGAGCUCUACAUCACAGCUGGGGAGAGUGAAGGGGUUAAUAAGGAGCAUGAGGUAUGGCAGAUUGAAGAUACGGCUCGGACUAAAGCAUUUCAAGACGAUGCAAUCAACUGCAAUGACAUCUUUAGAUCUUUAGACCCUAAGACAGAGGAACAUAAUGACAAAUCCCAAUCCAAACAAGAGGUACCCAUCAGAACUGUGCUGACAAAGGGCAUCGCUGGCAUUGGAAAAACAGUCUCAGUGCAGAAGUUCAUCCUUGACUGGGCAGAAGGAAUAGCCAAUCAGGAUGUAGAUUUUGUCUUCGCACUUUCAUUUAGGGACUUGAAUUUGAUCAAAGAUGACUGCAAUCUCUUGGAACUCCUGAGUGACUUCCACCCUGAACUAACAGAUAUGAAGGACGCAAAGAAGUUUGCCGACUGCAAAGUCGUGUUCAUCUUUGAUGGCCUCGAUGAAAGUCAACUUCCACUGUGUUUCCAUAACAACAAGAUCUUGUCUAACAUAACCAAGACAACAUCAGUAGAAGUGUUGCUGACAAACCUCAUCAAGGGGAAUCUGCUUCCUGAAGCUCUCCUCUGGAUUACCUCCCGACCAGCAGCAGUUGAUAAGAUACCCUCUGACUGUUUUGACCGUGUAACAGAAGUUCGGGGAUUCAACGACCCACAGAAAGAAGAAUCCUUCAGGAAAAGAUUCAGUGAUGAUGAAAACCUGGCCAGCAGAACGAUCUCCCACAUCAAGACAUCAAGAAGCCUCCACAUCAUGUGCCACAUUCCUGUCUUCUGUUGGAUUACUGCCAUGGUUCUUGGGAAAAUGUUGAGCAAAAAUGACAAUGGAAAAGUACCUAAAACUUUGUCUGAGAUGUACAUUCGCUUCCUACUCACUCUGACAAACAUGAAGAACAAGAAGUACCAUGGGGAAAACCAACCAGAUCCUCGUAAUCUGUCAGAGCCUGACGUACAGAUCAUUCUGAAGCUUGGAAAACUAGCCUUCCAAAACCUGGCAAAGAGCAAUCUGGUGUUUUCUAAAGAAGAUUUGAGAAAGUGUGACGUUGAUGUCAAUGAAGCCUUCUUGCUCUCAGGUAUGUGCACAGAGAUCUUCAGAGAGGAGGACCCAAUGUUUCAAGCAAAGAAGUACAGCUUUGUGCAUCUCAGCAUUCAGGAGUUCUUUGCAGCACUCUAUGUUUCCCACCUCUUUGUCUGUGAAAACAUCAACCCGUUUGUGUCAAGAGAGAUCAGGUUACCAAGAUCGAAUGACUGGUAUUUUGGAGAAGGUGAGGACAUCAGGCCACAACCCAGGGGAUCUCAGCAGCAGCAGAAAACACUGCAUGACUUGCAGAGAAGUGCGGUGGAUGAAGCUUUGAAGAGCAAGACCGGUCAUCUAGACCUCUUCCUCCGCUUCCUUCUGGGCAUCUCACUGGAGUCCAAUCAGAUCCUCUUGAAAAGCCUACGGCUCCAGACAGAGGGAGACACAGAGAGCAUCCAGAAGACCAUCCAGUACAUCAAAGAUAGGCUUUCAGACGAAAAACAAAGACAUUAUCCCUCCCCAGAGAGGUGCAUCAAUCUCUUCCACUGUUUGAUCGAGUUGAACGAUACCUCAUUUGUGAAUGAAAUUCAAAGGUUCUUGACAUCCAAGAACCCUUCUGAGAAGAAGCUGAUGCCUGCACAGUGCUCGGCGAUGGCAUAUGUACUCUUGAUGUCAGAGGAAGUGUUAGACAAACUGGACCUGAGAGAAUACAACACGUCAGAUGAGGGGCGUAAGAGGCUGGUCCCAGCUGUUCGAUGCUGCCAAAAGGCCAUACUAGCAGACUGCCGCCUUACAAUGAGUUACUGUGAAACAGUGGCAUCUGCACUACAGCUGCCUGACUCCCACCUGAGAGAGCUGGACCUCAGCGUCAAUGUCCUGUUGGACCCGAAGCCCCUCUUCGUUGGACUGAGCAGUCCCAACUGCCAACUGGAGUCACUUAACCUGAGCCAUAUCAACAUGGAAAGAUCAGGACCAGAGCUUCUAAAGGCUGUGCUGAUGGGUCCUCACAACCAGCCACUUGUGUUGAGAAUCACCAGUUGUGAUCUCAAAGAUGACAUUUGUGAAACCGUUGCCUCAGCUCUCCAGUCAGCUGGCUCAUGUCUGACAGAGCUGGAUCUCAGCUACAACAAACUGACAGACACCGGGGUGAAGCAGAUCUCCAAUGGUCUUUUGAGUCCACACUGUAAACUGAAGAUCCUGCGAUUGACUGGUUGUGAGGUUACAGAGGAGUCCUGUGGAAUUUUGUCCUCUGCUAUAGCAGUCUCUCAGCUCGAGGAGCUGCGUCUGGGCUGCAACAAACUGGGAGACUCUGGAGUAAAGCUGCUGUCUGCUGGACUGAUGGAUCCACAUUGUCAGAUACAUACUCUGGGGCUAAGGGAGUGUAAUCUCUCCAGACGUUCCUGUGUCUCUCUGGCUCCUGUUCUGUGGUCAUACUCAGUACUGAGAGAGCUGGACCUGAGAGACAACAAUCUGUGGUACUCUGGAAUGAGGCUCCUCUCUGCUGGACUGAGGAACCCCAACUGUAACUUACAGACUCUUAGGCUUUCUGGUUGUCUAGUCACAGAGAAAGGCUGUACAUUUCUUGCCUCCGCUCUGGAAUCAAACCCCUCCCACCUGAGAGAACUUGACCUGAGCUUCAAUCACCCAGGAGACUCCGGAGUGAAGCUGCUCUCUGCUAAACUGGAAGAUCCACACUGUAGACUGGAGAAACUCAGUUUGGACCAUGGUGGAGAGUCCAAAAUCAAACCAGGCCUGAGGAAAUAUGCCUGCCAGCUGAAGAUGGACUUUAGGUUAGCAGAUGAUGACCUGACUCUGUCCGAGGACAACACGAGGGUGGUGAGGAGAACGCAGGUUCACCUAAAUCCUUAUUUUGAUUUCUCGGAUUCAGAUGACUCAGAUUUCUCACAUCGGACCAAAAAGUCGGAUAGGUGGGCCAAAGUACGCUGCAGGGAGCCCCUGUCUGAUGGUCGUUCCUACUGGCAGGUUGAAUGGACUGGCUGGGUUGACAUUGGGGUGACAUAUACACCCAGAUGGGGUAUGGAGAAUAAGAGGUGUUUUGGGCUUUUUUGCUGCAAUGAACAGUACGCAUUUAUUCAUGAUAUCAGGCUCUCAGUUAUAUCAGCACCCAGGCCUGACCCAAAGUGUAUAGGAGUGUAUCUUGACUUUCCAGCCGGCACUCUGUCCUUUUACAGCGUCUCCUCUGGUACACUGACCCACCUGCACACAUUCCACACCAAGUUCACUGAGCCACUCUACCCUCAGUUCAAAAUCAUGUGUGAUGAAAGGGAGAUAUUUGGCUCUGUUAAAAUCCAAACUCUGUGAAUGAAACAAACAGGGAGAGUCUGGAAUGAAACAAACUGGGAGACUCUGGAAUGAAAGCAGCCAUCAUCAGAGUGAAACAUUUUUUAAUAAUGUUAAUGUCUGUAAUUAGAUUUAGUCUGUGUUUUUUGGGGGAGAUUGAAUUGAACUUUACUGAUACUCAGGUGGGAAAUCGAAAUGGUAUAGUCUUACAUGACAUAUGGUGAUGAUGUAAAUAAUGAUUCAUGUCUAAAGUUUUGUAUGGAACUGAGAGUCAUGUUGUUGUGUCUCUGUCUGAUAUAAAGUGAUGAAGAUGACACACACCUGUCUCAUCACAACGACACCACUCAGAGAGAUGACACACACCUGUCUCAUCACAACGACACCGCUCAGAGAGAUGACACACACCUGUCUCAUCACAACGACACCACUCAGAGAGAUGACACACACCUGUCUCAUCACAACGACACCACUCAGAGAGAUGACACACACCUGUCUCAUCACAACGACACCACUCAGAGAGAUGACACACACCUGUCUCAUCACAACGACACCACUCAGAGAGAUGACACACACCUGUCUCAUCACAACGACACCACUCAGAGAGAUGACACACUCCUGUCUCAUCACAACGACACCACUCAGAGAGAUGACACACACCUGUCUCAUCACAACGACACCUCUCAGAGAGAUGACACACACCUGUCUCAUCACAACGACACCUUCACUCAGAGAGAGACCAAUGAUGUUUUGAUUAGAAACCUUUAUGUAAUAAACGUAAUAAAUAUUUACCAUUCACACAUCAUUCAGCUUUGAGUGUGUAAAUGGUCUUUGGAAGUUGUUUGAUGUUUAUAUUAUUUUAUUAUUGUUGUGGUUAUAGUAAACAUUCUGUUUUAUUAUUAAUAUGUUUAUAAUUAUUCAUUUGUGUAAAAGCUAUUUGAGUUUAGUUGAAGCAGCUGAAACCAGGGAAUCCUGCCAGUAAUGGAAGAGAGAGAGAGAGGGGGA